This is a messenger RNA of Paraphaeosphaeria sporulosa, 1042 nucleotides long. RefSeq names its product alpha/beta-hydrolase. The transcript has a single exon. The coding region runs from base 86 to 1042 and encodes 318 amino acids. Gene Ontology annotation, molecular function: hydrolase activity. Lineage: Eukaryota; Fungi; Ascomycota; Dothideomycetes; Pleosporales; Didymosphaeriaceae. The record is from RefSeq and is a predicted model, not a curated record.
CUGGCUGGGGAUCAUCUAAUCACACCGAAGCCCGAGCUGCAAAACCUCACUUGGUCGCCAGACACCACCACGGGGAAAGCCCACGAUGUCUUCCCUGUGGGAUUCUUUCGAGAAUUUUCGGCGCAAACUGAUCGUCUUCCUGGUGCGCAACGUCUUCAACCUCGUCCACCUCCUCGCCGUCCAGCGAGAUCGAACCCUGGCAACUACCGCCUAUGCCGCGUCCGCAGAAACCCUAUACAUACCCUCCAGGGACAGUACAAGGAAAAUAAAAGCUUACCUCUACACGCCUCCAACUGGAUCAGCCUCUCCCAGCUUACCAAAACCCGUGCUGGUGAAUUGGCACGGCUCAGGCUGGACGAUUCCCUUCCACGGCAGUGACGUCGCGUUCUGUGCGCGCAUCGCAAAAGAAUUAGAUGUAUAUGUCGUCGACGCGGACUACAGGAAGGCGCCUGAAAACCCGUUUCCCGCCGCGCUGGACGACGUUAAGGAUGUGCUGGACUGGGUAGCCUCGCAACCGGAGCGCUUCGACGCAAGCCGCGUAGCAGUGUCGGGAGCGAGUGCAGGCGGCAGUCUCGCACUUGUUGCAUCAUCUACUUUGCGGGCAUCGCUCAAGGUCGAUAUUAAAGCUGUGCUUGCGCACUAUCCUGUCACGGAUCUCGGUCUGAAGGCUGAGGAUAGGGUGAUUCCAAAACCGGUCGCACCGCUGCCGCCGCCGAUUCUGGAAUUGUUUUAUAGCAAUUAUGUCGGGACGGAUGUCGCGAUGCGCAAGGAUCCCAGGGUUUCGCCGAUGUAUGCUAGAGUAGAGGACUAUCCUCAGACAGUGGUUAUUGUCACGUGCGAGGGGGACACUUUGUCGGUGGAGGCGAAGAGGCUAGCUGAGAAGUUGGAUGAUGGGAGUAGGAAGGUCGUGAAGUGCGUUUUGGAAGGCAUGAACCACGGCUACGAUGUAGGUGCGAAACCAGGAACGAAGCUGUGGGAUAGGCGUGAGAAGGCGCACGCAUUGAUGAUUGAGUCUUUGAAGGACAGCUUCCGGAAAGGAUGA